UAUCAAGGUAAACCAAGAAGGAGAAAGAUGAUGAUAAUGAUGGGAGAAAGAGACGUUUUCACGUUAAUUGUAGAUUGUUGAGUUUUCCAAUUUUUUAAUUCGUGGUCAAACACAAUUUAAAAACAGUCUUAACAAGUAAAUUAAUUUAUUUCAAUCUGCAAACCAUAUGAUUAGAUAUCAAUAGUUUUUACUCGAGGAAAAAAUACAUUGACUAGAUUGCCAUCUAUUAUUUGAAAUAAUAGAUGAAAAUUUUCAAUCUAAAUUAGUCCAAUCACUUUUCUUUACCCUUUAUCCUUUGAGCUUCAGUUGUUUUUAAAUCGGUUUAAAUACAAAGUUUAUUUUGCCCUUUCCCUUCAUUCUCUUUCUUUUAUUUAAUUUAAUUUAAUUUUUUCAGUUCUUCUUCCAUCAUUAAUUCUUAUACAUCGAACUUUUUUUGUUCUUUCACCUUUUCCCUCAGUUUUUCCCAAUUGAUUUUUGUGUAUCGUCUUAUUGGAUAAAGACACCAUCAAGUUACAAGAGAAGCCAAAAUGUUGACAAAUUUAAUGAACACUAUAAAUUAUGUAUAUUAUGAAGUGUGGCAAGAAAAGGGUGACCCUCGAGUGGACUCGUACCCCUUGCUCCAUGGUGGACCCUGGAAAGUGUUGACCAUUGUUGGUUUAUACAUCUUCUUUGCCAAAUACUGGGGACCCAAAAUGAUGAAAAACUCGGCUGCAUGGGAAUGUCGUAAAGCCAUGAUUAUCCACAACUCGGUGUUAAUUGUGCUCAAUUUAAUAGGUUUCGUCUUUGGCCUUGUGGUAACCUCAUUUGGAGCCGAAGCUUGGUCCUGUAAAUCUCUGGAUACCAGUGAUGUUUCCCUAAAAACCCGUUUAACCAUUGCUUUGGGUUACCUUUAUUUUAUAACCAAAUUUAUGGACUUUCUCGACACUCUUUUCUUUGUGCUUCGCAAGAAAAAUUCCCACAUUUCUGGACUCCACGUUUUCCAUCAUGCCAUUAUGCCUCUCACUGCAUGGGCCGGUUGUAAAUUUUUCCCCGGCGGUAACUCAGCCAUGACUCCAUUGGUAAACUCGUUUGUACAUGCAGUCAUGUACACCUAUUACCUUUGUGCUGCUCUCGAUAUACCCAAGGAAAAGUAUAUUCAUCUUAAACGCCAUAUAACCGAAGUUCAAUUGAUACAAUUUACCCUGGUUCUAUCACAUUCCCUUUACUCCUUGUUAAAUCCAUCCUGUGAAUGGCCCCGAGCCAUGGCAAUUGCUGAAGGUGCUGAAGCCAUUACCUUUCUUAAAAUGUUUUCCGACUUUUAUAUCCAUACCUAUUUAACCAAAAAGGUUAAAGACAAAUCAUCCUAGGUUAAUCAAAUUGCCACCCUAAUCUUUCAACCUUUUUUUUCAAUCCUUUCCCUUUUUGCUACUCUCUUGUUAAAAAUUUUUUGUAUUCCAUGUCACACUUGUUUGCUUGUUAAUUUGGUAAUAGAUUAACUGAAAAAAGAGAAAAAAUUAAAUUGACUAAAUUAAUUGAAACUUGAACA
Tetranychus urticae (two-spotted spider mite) is the source of this 1525-nucleotide messenger RNA. Its product is annotated as very long chain fatty acid elongase 7. Gene Ontology annotation, cellular component: endoplasmic reticulum membrane. The record is from RefSeq and is a predicted model, not a curated record. Gene Ontology annotation, molecular function: fatty acid elongase activity. Gene Ontology annotation, biological process: fatty acid elongation, polyunsaturated fatty acid; sphingolipid biosynthetic process; fatty acid elongation, monounsaturated fatty acid. NCBI's taxonomy places the organism in Eukaryota, Metazoa, Arthropoda, Arachnida, Trombidiformes, Tetranychidae.